Molecule: messenger RNA, 552 nt
Organism: Besnoitia besnoiti
Lineage: Eukaryota; Apicomplexa; Conoidasida; Eucoccidiorida; Sarcocystidae
Exons: 3
Coding region: 1-552 (183 amino acids)
Source: RefSeq, a predicted model, not a curated record
AUGGCGGCUUCGCAGCUCUCCAGCCUCGCGGCCUCCAAGUUCUUCCGCUCGCCUGCUCGCUGCUUCGCCGCCCCCACCUUUUCCGCUUCCUCUCUGUCUCCGCGCUCGAAAUGUGGCUUCCUUCCGUCUCCCUCUUGCCUCUCGAUGCAGAGGCGCUUCCUCGGCAACCGAGCUACCGGACCGCAGUUCGAUCUCCUCGACCCUAAGAGCAUCAACCUGAAGCAAGAGGCCGCGUACGUCUGCCGUCUGUUCCAUCUGCCCUCGCUGAACUACCUCGACUUCAAGCAGGGCUGCUGUUCCCUGCGCGUCUUCGUUUUACUUGCCAUGCUCGCCGGCAUCUCCGUCGAUCUGCUCCUUUUCCACCCCCCAAAGUCCUCAUACUGGAACAGAUGGCAAGUGCACCGCUGGCCUCUCAGCGCGGAGCGUCUUCUGUUCCCCGGGAAGGGCAACGUGUUUGAGUACCGCAAGGAAGGCGCGAAAGUCGACCCAGCUACUGGCGCCGUUCAGACAGAGGCCUGCGCAGCCUAUCUGAAACUCAUGUACGGUGCGUGA